Messenger RNA from Phragmites australis (common reed), 1783 nucleotides. Its product is annotated as metal tolerance protein 5-like. Gene Ontology annotation, biological process: transmembrane transport; monoatomic cation transport. Gene Ontology annotation, molecular function: manganese:proton antiporter activity. The transcript has 6 exons. Lineage: Eukaryota; Viridiplantae; Streptophyta; Magnoliopsida; Poales; Poaceae. Gene Ontology annotation, cellular component: membrane. The record is from RefSeq and is a predicted model, not a curated record. The coding region runs from base 158 to 1213 and encodes 351 amino acids.
CUGCCUCGCGAGCUGGUAUCCCGCCUCCCCGCGCCGCACGCUGCACCGAGUCCACCAGCGCCCGCGCCAUCCCGCGCGUCCAUCGCAAGCGGGACGCCGCAGCCGUCGCCCGGCUCACCACGCUCCACCUCGGUUCGCUUCGCCUUUCUCGCUUCGUAUGGCGGCGGCGGCGGAGGAGGAGGAGGAGGAGGAAGACGAGGCGAAGACGCGACGCAAGGCGCCUCCCGUCUUCUCUACUCCUCCUGCCCCUCUCUUCCUCAGCGCGGCUUGCGAGAGGCCUGCCUCGCCGUCUCCUAGGGUUCAGGCGAGGGGCGGAGGCCGGAGUCCGGAGGGAAUGGCGGCAGAUGGAGCUAGAGGUGGCGGGGACGGCGAGGAGCUGCUCCUCCGCGCCGUGGAGGAUGGGGUUGGGAGCGAAGGGGGCGUCGGCUUGUGCGUUGGGGAGCGGCCGUGGCGGCUCAACUUCGACGGGUUCCGCCGCCCGGAGGCGCACCAGGAGAAGCCGGGGCGCGGCCUCCAGGAUUGCCUCGGCGUGCUAGGCUCUGGAGAUGAUUUUGCAGAAUACUACCAACAACAAUGGGAAAUGUUGGAAGGUUUUAAUGAAAUGGAUACACUGGCAGAUCGUGGUUUCCUUCCUGGAAUGUCCAAGGAAGAACGUGAAAGGGUUGCCCGAAGUGAGGCAUGGGCCAUCCUGUUAUCUAACAUUGCAAACAUGGUUCAUUUUGCUGCAAAAAUUUAUGCCUCAAUAAGGAGUGGCUCCCUAGCUAUUAUUGCCUCCACCUUGGACUCUCUACUUGAUUUGUUAUCUGGGUUUAUAUUGUGGUUUACUACCUUCUCCAUGCAAACACCAAACCCAUACAGAUACCCAAUAGGUAAAAGGCGCAUGCAACCUUUGGGCAUACUAGUUUUUGCUUCUGUUAUGGCAACCCUUGGCCUUCAAAUUAUCCUAGAAUGCACACGCUCAUUGGUAUCCGAUGGAGGUGAGUUCCGCUUGACAAAAGGGCAGGAAAAGUGGGUUGUUGAUAGUAUGAUCUCAGUGACACUGUUGAAGGUUCUCCUGGUUAUAUAUUGCCGCACAUUCACCAAUGAAAUUGUGAAGGCCUAUGCGCAGGAUCACUUUUUUGAUGUCAUCACCAACGUUAUUGGGCUUGUGGCUGCACUUCUUGCUGAUUAUGUCCAAGGCUGGAUCGACCCAGUUGGUGCUAUCAUUCUGUGAGGCACAUUGACACGGUGCGGGCAUACACAUUUGGUUGCCACUACUCUGUCGGGGUGGAUAUUGUCCUUCCAUGUGACAUGCCCUUGCGAGAGGCCCGUGAUAUCGGCGUGGCCCUGCAAGAGAAACUGGAGCUCCGAAAUCGAGCGGGCCUUUGUCCACCUCGACUAUGAGUUCACGCACCAGCCUGAGCAUGCUGAUCGCAUGAUACAUAGCCUCACUGAACUCCGGUGAAGUUUGCAACUUGAGAGUAUCUUGAUCUGAGACUAAUGAGGCCAGCACAGAUUCAGAAUCCUGGAAUUAACCUGUUUUGGCGCUUGCAGAUCGCACGUGACAGGUUGGGAUUCAGUUCGUUGUGCGUGUUUUUAUUGCCUGCUGUGCUUUAGCUGGAAAUCUCUACUGGCUGCCGGGGUACUAGAUAUUCAGUCUGUAUGAAUCUUGUGCUUUAAGUUAUUACUCACCUCUUUAGCAUUCGUAAUUUGAGCGUCACGUAAGCUGUGUAAAACCAUCUCCAACAGCUAUCUUAAAUUUUCAUCCUUAAAAACACUAUUAUAAUAUCCCGUUAUUUUUUCA